GGUCUUCAUACAUGCUUGGAAGAGCCAUGACUUCUGCGUUGUGGGGAAUAAUUGCUGAUAGAUAUGGUCGAAAACCUGUCAUUAUAAUAGGCUGUGCCACUGUGGUUGUUUUCAACACUCUGUUUGGGCUUAGUAUAAAUUAUUGGAUGGCCAUUACAACCAGGUUUCUCCUUGGAAGUUUGAAUGGCUUACUUGGACCAAUAAAGGCAUAUGCAUGUGAAACAGUUUCUGAAGAAUACCAAUCUCUUGCAUUGUCUGUGGUGAGUGCAUCAUGGGGCACAGGGUUAGUUAUUGGAUCAGCUUUGGGAGGCUUUCUUGCUCAGCCUGCAGACAAAUACCCUGGAAUAUUCACACAAGAUUCUAUUUUUGCAAGAUUCCCAUAUUUGCUGCCCUGUCUCAUAAUCUCAACAUUUGCAGCCAUUGUAACCAUUGCUUGUUUCUGGAUCCCGGAAAGCCUACACACUCACAAGCAAAAGAAAAGUGAUGUUUUGGAGGAAAGAAAAAAGAGCCUCUUCAAAAACUGGCCACUUAUGUCAUCCAUCAUUGUGUAUUGCAUUUUCAACCUUCAUGAUAUGGCUUACACUGAGAUAUUCUCGCUGUGGGCCGAGAGCCACACAAGAAUUGGCGGCCUCGGAUACACAACCAAGGAUGUUGGAACAGUUCUCACAAUCUCAGGCUUAGGCCUUCUCAUCUUCCAAUCUUCACUCUAUCCGGUAGUGGAGCAAAUCAUGGGCCCCGUCCUGGUUUCCCGAGUUCUAGGAAUGAUUUCAAUUCCUCUGUUAACAAGUUACCACUACAUAGCCAUGCUGUCCGGGAUCACGCUGGCCGUAGUGUUGAAUGCCGCGUCUCUACUGAAGAAUGUCCUCUCGAUCUCAAUUGACACGGGGCUUUUCAUACUACAGAAUAGAGCAGUGGACCAAGACCAGAGAGGAGCAGCAAAUGGUGUAGCCAUGACACUCAUGUCAUUCUUCAAAGCCUUUGGUUCAGCAGGGGGAGGAGCCUUAUUUUCUUGGGCUGAAAAACGUCAAGGUGCUGUUUUUCUUCCAGGAGAUCAAAUGGUAUUCUUAAUCCUCAAUGUGAUUGAGGCGAUUGCAGUUCUGCUAACAUUCAAGCCAUUUUUGGUGGAACGGACCAGAUGAGAGUC
Messenger RNA from Salvia splendens (bonfire salvia), 1144 nucleotides. RefSeq names its product protein ZINC INDUCED FACILITATOR-LIKE 1. The transcript is spliced from 13 exons. NCBI's taxonomy places the organism in Eukaryota, Viridiplantae, Streptophyta, Magnoliopsida, Lamiales, Lamiaceae. Gene Ontology annotation, cellular component: plasma membrane; plant-type vacuole membrane. The record is from RefSeq and is a predicted model, not a curated record. Bases 12 to 1139 code for a protein of 375 amino acids. Gene Ontology annotation, molecular function: solute:potassium antiporter activity. Gene Ontology annotation, biological process: regulation of stomatal closure; transmembrane transport.